Messenger RNA from Scleropages formosus (Asian bonytongue), 658 nucleotides. RefSeq names its product dolichyl-phosphate mannosyltransferase subunit 2, regulatory (gene dpm2). Gene Ontology annotation, molecular function: enzyme regulator activity. The coding region runs from base 27 to 278 and encodes 83 amino acids. Gene Ontology annotation, cellular component: endoplasmic reticulum membrane; dolichol-phosphate-mannose synthase complex. NCBI's taxonomy places the organism in Eukaryota, Metazoa, Chordata, Actinopteri, Osteoglossiformes, Osteoglossidae. The transcript is spliced from 4 exons. The record is from RefSeq and is a predicted model, not a curated record. Gene Ontology annotation, biological process: GPI anchor biosynthetic process; dolichol phosphate mannose biosynthetic process.
UUUCGCGGAAAGGGCGAAUCACAAAAAUGGCUACGGGAGCGGAUCAGGUUGCCGGGAUGAGCCUUGUUUGCUUCAGCUUAGUGCUGUUUACCUACUACACCGUCUGGGUCAUCGUUCUGCCAUUUGUGGACAGUGAUCAUGUGAUUCACACCUUCUUCCUGCCUCGUGAGUACUCUGUCAUCCUGCCCGGCAUGGCAGCACUCAUCUUAAUCCUCUGUGUGGGGUUGUUCAUCGGCGUUGUAACGUGGAAGAACCGCAAGCCCAAGAAGGUGGACUAGACUGGGGGGCCCCAGCAGUGCUUCCACCCAUCUGGAGGGGAAAAUCACGGCUGGAUUUGCUACACACAUUUACCAUAGAGACAUCACCAAAUGACAGGAUUCCCAUACUCUGUCCAUUCCAGGUGUACAAACAAUGUCUCCUUGAUGAGUCAAACAUUACGAUCACUGAUGUCAGUGCCACCAAGUCCUUCCAUCAGUACGCUCUGUGAUCGUUCUGCUGGGCUGGUUGACCUCAGUGGUACUGUGAUUACACCAGACAAGGAGAAGAUCUGCUGAAGAAGCUGUUUAUUCCUUUUGUUUUGUCAGGGAAAAGACAGCACCACAGCACAGAACACACCCCUCCCCAAAACUGGAUUAUACUACAUUUCCCCUCAAAAAAA